Molecule: messenger RNA, 1362 nt
Organism: Plasmodium coatneyi
Lineage: Eukaryota; Apicomplexa; Aconoidasida; Haemosporida; Plasmodiidae
Exons: 1
Coding region: 1-1362 (453 amino acids)
Source: RefSeq, a predicted model, not a curated record
AUGAAGACGUUGACCCUGGUCACAGGAGCGACGGCCAUCUACGCAUUCCUACUGGAAAAAAAAUGUCUAAGUGGCCACGUAAUACUUCCGAAGGAACAUAUAUGUGAUUUUGCAUUCAAUCCACAUAGUAGCAUCAAACCGGUGUUGAAAGAAGGACUGAAUGGAAGUGGACACGAUGGAGGAGAAGUUUGGUGCACGGUGCAUAACCCACAUCUUACAGACUACGUAGCAAUGAUUUGUCCAAAAAAAGGAACAGGAGGAGCAGGAACAGGAGAUUACGCAGAGUUGGAAGCCGUGCCAGCGAACUGUUUUACCAAACAUUUAUACUCCCCCUAUGAUGGACAAGAAAAGGAAAAGGAUAUGCAACUCCUCGAAUUAGAUCAACAAACAUUGUCGAUAGGCAAAACAUUUAGUGACUUUGAGUUGAAGAUGUUGAUCAUCCCAGGGUAUUAUAAACACAACAAAACCAUAUAUUGUAGAUGCGACAACAGGAAAACGAAAAAAGGUGGUCAGGAAUCUGGUAAUGUGGAAGAGGGAAAAGUGGGACUAGUAAAAAUUGUCUUAAACCAAAAAAACAAGAAACCACCCAGGGGAAUCGAUUUUACCGAAACGAAUGAAUUCGAACAGACAGAGUUCGUGCCAAAUGGAAAUGAUAGAAUAAUUCAAGCCAAGGAAAAUGAUAUUAUUCAUUUUAAAUUUAAGCGCAAUGUGCAAGAACCUCAAAUAGAAGGAUGUGAAAAUAUUAUUAACAUGAAGUAUGGCAUUCUACAACAGCACGUUUUACAUCUUCGAUUUCCUACGGUGUUUUUAUCCACAGAAAGCUGUUUCAUUACCAUUAAAGAAAGUGCAAAACCGACGGUAAAAAUUAUUAUGAAGUUCCAAAAAACGGAAAGCAUAGAUGGGUGUGAUUUUACCAAACCGGAAGGGAAGGGAGAUUACCAAGAUGGGUUUUCCUUAGCAGAUAUCGGAUCGGGCACGGAGAAAAUUUGUUCUGUACAUAUUGGACGGCAGAGGAAGGGGAAAAUUGCUGCAGGUAUUAAGUGCCCCUAUAAAUUAACCCCUACCUAUUGCUUUAGACACGUUCUAUAUGAAAAAAACAUCAACGGUGAGAAAGCUUAUCAACCGUUCUUGUUAACCGACGUCUUGGGAACGCUUGAUGUGGAGUUCUACAGCAAUGCAAAACAAGGUUCCUAUAUCAUUGGACUGCCAACGAGUCCGCAAAAAUAUUCUGUUGUCCGAUGCAUUUGUGAGGAUAAUGGAAAGACGGGAAUUAUGGAACUAAAGAUUGACUCUUCUUCCAGGUGGACUUUCCUCAGCGUCACCUUGAUGCUUUUUAUCAUCGCUCUUCUGUACGCAUGCUAG